Messenger RNA from Daucus carota subsp. sativus, 2773 nucleotides. RefSeq names its product WD repeat-containing protein PCN. The transcript is spliced from 11 exons. The record is from RefSeq and is a predicted model, not a curated record. Bases 207 to 2585 code for a protein of 792 amino acids. Lineage: Eukaryota; Viridiplantae; Streptophyta; Magnoliopsida; Apiales; Apiaceae. Gene Ontology annotation, molecular function: protein binding. Gene Ontology annotation, biological process: meristem maintenance; meristem growth.
UACUAGGGUUUUGUAUGCAGAAGAUAGCCUCAACUUGAAGCGAAGCCGUCUCUUCCCAGAGCAAAACAACCAAAACGUCUCUCGCUUAAUCGGCUCUACAGAACCCUAGGACUCUGAAUACUCCGGCGGCGGUGACGCCCUACGCGGCGGAUACUCUUGCCGGAACUCAAUUCAAAUUCCAACGAUCGAUUAAUUAUCAAUACAAGAUGCAAAUUUAUUACAACAGCUCCGUUGAGUACAAGCCUUCUCCUGUCGUUGCGCUAGCUACGAGUCCCGAUGAUUCUCGAGUCGCCGCCGCUCGUGAAGACGGCUCGCUCGAGAUUUGGCUCGUCUCUCCCGGCGCCAUUGGCUGGCACUGCCAACUGACGAUUCAUGGAGAUCCUAAUUCGAGAGUUACGUCGCUGGUUUGGUGUCGUUCAAGUGGAUUCGACUCGUUUGGACGGUUGUUUUCUUGUAGUGUUGAUGGAUCGGUUUCCGAGUGGGACCUUUUUGAGUUGAUACAGAAGACUGUGGUAUCUAUUGGUGUGACAAUUUGGCAAAUGGCGUCGGCUCCAUGCAAAAACUCACGGAGUCAUGAAAUGAGGCAUUCCCAGUAUAUUAAAGCAAUUAAUGAUAGUAGUGAUGAUGAUUGUAGUGACAGUGAAAAUGAUGAUGAUUCAGUUGUUACAACUGAUGGAUCUGUUAUUGAAGAUACUAGUGUAGCAAUGGCGUGUGACGAUGGUUGUGUGCGAAUUUACACUGUUUCUGAUGAGUUAGUCUACAACAGAUCGUUGCCAAGAGUCAGUGGACGCACUUUGAGCGUGACAUGGAGUCCAGAUGCAAAUAAAAUUUAUUCAGGAAGUAGUGAUGGGUUUAUAAGAUGCUGGGAUCCUAAAACUGCUCGUGAGAUAUACAGGAUAACAGUUGGACUUGGAGGAUUGGGUAAUGGACCUGAAAUCUGCAUAUGGUCAUUGCUUGCUCUAAGGAAUGGCUCCCUUGUCAGUGCUGAUAGUAGUGGUAGCGUUCAGUUCUGGGACAGCCAGAUGGGAACCCUUUUGCAGGCUCAUUCACGUCACAAGGGUGAUGUCAAUGCACUAUCUACAGUACCAAGCCAUAAUAACGUCUUUUCUGCUGGCUCAGAUGGUCAGGUGAUACUCUAUAAGCUCUCAAAAGAUGCAUCUGGAUCAACCAAAGAAAAGUCUUCUGUAAGAACGGUGAACAAGUGGGUUUAUGUUGGUUAUUCGAGAGCUCAUACACAUGAUGUGAGGGCCUUGACUGUUGCAGUACCCAUAAGUAGAGAAGAUACAUUCCCUGAUGAAAAGGUAAAGAGGGCCCGUGUUUCGAAGAGUUACCAUACGGGUGUUCCCAUGCUUAUUUCAGCUGGUGAUGACACUAAGCUUUUUGCAUAUGCUGCAACCGAGUUUACCCAAUUCUAUCCUCAUGACAUAUGUCCAGUACCACAGAAACCGCCAAUGCAACUGGUGCUGAAUACGGUUUUUAAUCAAAGUAGUUUGCUUCUGAUUCAGGCCUCCAAGUGGUUAAAUGUUUUUUGCGUCCGAGCUAAAUCUAGUGGUCAUCCUGAUGUAAGUUCUGGACCUUCUGUUGGCACUGCAACCACGGAUUUAGUUGUCAGAGUCAAGAGUAAGUCUUCCCAGAAGAUUAUAUGUAGCUCCAUGUCUAAUUCAGGAGUGUACUUUUCAUACUCCGACCAAAUUAAACCAAGCCUUUUAAAGCUAAAUAACACCGAAGCUCGAAAAAGUGCAUGGACUAUCGAAAAAAGGAAACUUCCGAGUUUGCCGUUUGCGCAUUCCAUGUGUUUCACUUCUGAUUCUUCUCGGCUGAUGAUAGCAGGGAACGAUAGAAAGAUAUAUGUUGUGGAUGUGGAGAGCCUAAAACUGAUUUGCAUGUAUACACCUCGUUCCAAGGACAUCGAUGAUGAAAUUCUUAGUGAGCCUCCUAUAACAAAGAUGUUCACUAGUCCUAAUGGACAGUGGUUGGCAGCUGUCAACUGUUUUGGAGAUGUAUACAUCUUUAAUCUGGAGAUUCAAAGACAACAGUGGUUCAUAUCCAGAUUAGACGGCGCUUUUGUUACAGCUGGUGGCUUUACUCCUCGAAACAGUAACAUUUUUGUAAUCUCCACCUCUUCAAAUCAGCUAUAUGCAUUUGAUGUAGAUGCCAAACAGUUGGGGGACUGGUCUAUUCGUCACACUCUUCCAAGGUUUUACCAAGAAUUUCCUGGAGAAGUUACAGGACUUGCAUUUCCACCGUCCCCUAAUGCUUCUUCAUUAAUUGUCUACAGUUCGAGGGCGAUGUGUUUGAUAGACUGUGGAACAAAGGUCUCUCAAGUUGAUGAUAAUGAUCUGUCAAAAGAUCUUGAUGCUACAUUGAGAAAAUUACAAACUUCACCUUUGGAUAAAAAAUUGAAGAGAAAGUUGAGGGCAAGUCGUGAACCAGAAACUAAACAUAAUGUUCGUGAUUUUAAAGAAAAUGUAUUGUUUGUUGGAUAUCUUUCAAAAGGUUCUCUCCUUGUCAUGGAAAAACCAUGGAGUCAAGUGGUUAGAACUCUUGAUGCCCCGCCUGUGCACAGACAUAUUUAUGGCACAUAACUCCAUGUUUUAAUGGAGAAUUUUUGAUAGCGUAGGCAGGGAGAGUUCCGUUGUAGAAGUCAAUAUGCUGUUCUGAGGCUAUUAGAAUUAUGUUGUGCUAUGUAAUACAUGAUUUUGUUUAUUUGCGAAAGUAGAAUACUUUUGAAAUAUUUUCACUUUACUUUAAUGAUACCUCAUUAUUGCAUUCA